Messenger RNA from Lates calcarifer (barramundi perch), 5553 nucleotides. It is a transcript of the gene insm1a, whose product is annotated as insulinoma-associated 1a. NCBI's taxonomy places the organism in Eukaryota, Metazoa, Chordata, Actinopteri, Centropomidae. The record is from RefSeq and is a predicted model, not a curated record. Bases 2862 to 4238 code for a protein of 458 amino acids. Gene Ontology annotation, cellular component: nucleus; transcription repressor complex. Gene Ontology annotation, biological process: negative regulation of transcription by RNA polymerase II; regulation of cell cycle process; neuron differentiation. Gene Ontology annotation, molecular function: RNA polymerase II cis-regulatory region sequence-specific DNA binding; DNA-binding transcription repressor activity, RNA polymerase II-specific. The transcript has a single exon.
CCAACUGAGAAGUUUUGAGAGUAGGUUUAACCAGAAACAUCACUAUAUAUCAGUACUAGACUCCAUUGAGAAAAACAGGAAUUUUACAAAGCAGAAUACAGAAUACCACUGCCUCCAUCUGUUAGUGUGUCUGUGUUACUGUGUGACUUUCAGUGGUGGAAGAAGUAAUCAGAUACUUUACAUGAAGAAAAGUACCACACAGUAACACAGACACACUAACAGAUGGAGGCAGUGGUAUUCCAGCAGCUCCUGGUUAAAUCCCUGUUUUUAUCAAUGGAGUCUGGUAGAGAUAUAUAGAGAUGUUUCUGGUUAAACUGAAAGGAUCUUCCUCUUUAAUAAAAAGCUCUGAAGCCCAGGUUCAAAAACACCAGUUAUCCUUUAAAUAUGAAGCACAUUAAAUAUUUUUAAAACAAGUAAACAAACAAGAUUUUCUGUUUCCUCCAUGAUGUGCCAACUGUAACUGAGUCUGACCUCUGCCCUCGGUGACUCUGCAGCAGCGUGACCAAUCACACGGCCCGUAUAGCGGCCGGAGAUGAAAGUGGAUGUGUGGCUUUUUGGAGGAGGAGGGAGGAGGAGGAGGGGGAAGGAGGGGGGAGGAGGGUGUCACUCUACAGCUGUAUGCUAAUGAGGCUGAACUGAAGUCUGUCAGGAAAAUAACCGCACACACACACACACACCAUCGACAUAUGUCCUGCAAACAACCCUCAGGCUGAGAAAACACGCUGCUGGUGUCGAGAUGUAAAGUCAAAGAUUUCAGUUUGAGAGACUUUUUAAUCUCCUGGAACAUUUCUCUGGUUCGUCCAGGGUUACACACUGUUCCUGUGCUGCUCAACACUUUAUACACUGAUUUAAUCAGGUUCAAACUUCCAGUAACCUUGUUAUUGUGUUCUAAUACAGCUGCUUUGUCGAGUGUCCCUGGUGGUAAAUAGACCGUUCGUAGAGUUUAAACAAAGUUAUUAAUGUACGCACUUUAAAUUUUACACAAGGACGUUCUGGUGGUUUACAGAUGGAUUUCUUCUCUCAUGUUGGAGCUACAUCAGAUUUCACAUUCUCCAGCUUCUGUUUGAAAACAAGGCAAAUCUCCAUCUUUCACAAAGUGUUUUUCUGCGUUUCUGAGUCGUAAAGUCGUGAUUUCUGAAAAACAUCUGACAGAAUUUGUCAGAACGUUGAUUUUAUUUCAACCUGUUUCCAAAACAGAUCAACUUAAUGAACUAAAUGAGAGUUUGUAUCCUGAAAAACCAGAGAGGAGGAGGAAGCAGCGCCAUACCAGCUGGUUCACUCUGGAUUUUUACUGAUGGACACAGAGACGCUGGUAAGAUGGAGACAAAGCUGUUUUUAGUUCAGACUAAAUCAAAUCUUUAAAGCAUCUGAUUGGUUAUUGAUCAUAUAUCAGCUCUCAGUCUGGACACACCAACGCUCCUGAGACCAAAACCAAAGCUCUCAUCACCGACCCCUGUCACAUCCCGUCAUCCCUCGCGGUGGACACCAGGCCCUCGUAUCCGACUGACCCGGGUCAGAUGUGACGUACGGGAAUUGGGGUUUGAUGUUUUUUAACCCGCAGAUAAUCUCGGUUUGCCCCAUUUGGAGACACAGAAAGAGCGCACUGAUUACGCACAGCACGCGCCGGCGGUAUCUGGGGGCCAGAUUGCUUCUGGGGGCCCCGCUACCACCACACUCCCUUCUUUUUUUCAACUCUGCAAUUUCCUUUUCAAUCACGGCGGGUCUACAGCUUGCACAAGCGCUGCCAUUGUGAUGCAAAGCAGGAAACCCUCCUCUCGUUAUUAAUUAUGUAUGCGCAAAAUGACGGAUUCAUACGUCCGGAGUUAACUGUCACGCCAGCGCACAUGCUGCUCGGCCACGGUGGUUAGAAACCAUGGUUGUCUUAUUUGCUUAUUUUUUAUGUUUGUGGUCGAAUUUGAGCUCAUUGUCCGGCGCGUAAAACCGCUGCACGAGUCUGGUUUUUGUUCGGUUUUCCUGUAAAGUCUUUGUCUUUAUUUAUAAAAAUCUGAAUCCAAGGCCCUGAAACAGACGAUUAAAGAGAUUGAAGCAGGUUUGGAGAAGCUGUUCCGGCUGUUUCUCCAGGAAAAUCUGAUUUAAAUCCGUGUUCGUUUUCACUUUAGUUUCAUGUCUGAUCCUGGUUUUUACAUUCUCCUCUCGAGCUGCUUCAGUUUCACUUUGCUCUUCUCCACUUUUCCUUCCUCUUGUUUUUUCCGGACACCUCUUCUUGGACGGAUGUCUCCUCUCCUUUCUGGACAAAUCAGAGCCCCCACCACCACCACCACCACCUCCACCACCCAAAGGAGACACAUAAAGCCGAGGCACGUGUAGAUUUCUAUACAAACUCAUCAGACCGUAAAAGCAGGAGGCUCCUGGCGUGUGCCCGGGUCGAGACGAGGAGGAGGAGGGGGGAGGAGAGAGAGAGAGAGUGUGUGUGUGUGUGUGUGUGUGUGUGUGUGUAGAGGGGGGGUGAAAUACAAUAAAACCCUCAGGUACAUCUGCUUUGCAAUCUGCAAAUCCACCCCCCUCCUCUCCACCUCCCCCUCCCUCCCCUCCACCAGCCUCUCCAUCCUCCCACACCCACUCCCCAAAUCCACAGGGGCCCACGGCUCCUUCUGAUUGGUCGGGGAUGAGGCAACAAGGGGGCACGGGAACAAUGUCAUCAUGUCGCCUUAAAAAGAGUGCAGCUAUGUUGUGGUGAAAGCACCUCGGGAGGAGAACAGAGGAUCAAUAGCAGGAGGAAACAAACAACAAAAAACAGGACGCAUCAGAUGUUUCUGUCCGCGAGCGGCUGAAAGUGGAUUUGUUCUCCCCGCAGCAGCAGCAGCGUCCAAAGUGCCUUCAGCUCUCCGUCCAGCGCGAACAUGCCGAGAGGAUUUCUGGUGAAAAGGAACAAGAAAACCAACCCGGUGUCCUACCGGGUUCGGUCAGACGAGGAGGACGCGGAGCAAACAGCGGCUGAAGCUGCGCCGCUGCCGCCGCCGUCCUCCCCCUCCACCUCCUCCACCUCCUCCUCCUCCUCCGCGCCUCUCGCCUCCGUCCCGGUGCGCGCUCAGACGCCGACGCCCACCUGCGGGGCGGCGGCCACAGCCCCGGAGCAGGACGCUAAACCGGUUCAAUUUGGGAACCCGGAGGCGGUGUACCAGGCGCUCUACAGCCCCACCCGCCCCGUCAGCCAGGACCACGACCGCUCCUACUUCGAGAGACGCUUCAACCUCGGAUCGCCAGUUUCCGCGGAGUCGUUCCCCACACCAGCAGCGCUCACCGCUUUGGAUCACCUCUUCGCCCCCGUGGACCUGAAAAUCGGCUCCAGCAACAGCAGCCGCACCGACACCAGCGCCACAUCCACCGGGACGCACCCCACCGCCGCCAAACGGCCGUCCGGUGACACCGAGCGCAAAGGCAAACCGCCGUCCAAGAAAACCAAAGCUAUCCGGAAACUGCACUUUGAGGAUGAUGUCACCACAUCCCCGGUCCUCGGGCUCAAGAUUAAAGAGGCGCCGGUGGACCAGAAGCCUCCCAGACCCCAGUCCACCGGAGGAGACAACAACCCGCUGGGCGAGUUCGUCUGCCAGCUGUGCCGGGAGGCGUACGCAGACCCGUUCGCUCUGGCGCAGCACAAGUGCUCCAGGAUAGUCCGGGUCGAGUACAGGUGUCCCGAGUGCGACAAGGUGUUCAGCUGCCCGGCCAACCUCGCCUCGCACCGGCGGUGGCACAAACCGAAGCAACAGAGCGGUGCCACCGGGGCGCAAACUGCGGAGAGCGACAAGGCGACCGCGUCCGGUAAAACGGCGCCGGAUGAAGCGAAGGAUUCUAGUGACAGGGACACACCCAGCCCCGGACCGUCCGAGUCCGGCUCAGAGGAAGGGCUCUACGAUUGUAAUCACUGUGGGAAAAAGUUUAAGCGCCAAGCGUACCUGCGGAAACACCUGGCGUCGCAGCACGGCUCCCCGAAGCCGGCGGAGGAGGAGGACGCGUCGGCCUGCGAGCAGAGCGCGGCGCCGCUCAACCUGAGCUCGUCCACCUGCCACCUGUGCCCGGUCUGCGGGGAGAACUUUACCAACAGAGGCAGCCAGGAGCGGCACAUCCGCCUGCUGCACUCCUCACAGGUCUACUCGUGCAAGUACUGCCCCGCCAUCUUCUACAGCUCCCCGGGACUCACCAGACACAUCAACAAAUGCCAUCCGUCCGAGAACCGGCAGGUGAUCCUGCUGCAGAUGCCGCUGCGCCCCGCCUGCUGAUCCGGGACUUUAGGCGACUUUCACACUAUCAGAAAACAAGACCACCGAGUCCAGCCUUGUUCCUGAGAGGAUGUCAGGGUUACACUGCAAAAAAUAUCACGCUGACAGAGCAGAGCUCCUAAAAUCAAGUGAAAACAUGUGGCAGUGGUGAGGGAGAGUAAUUCUGGUCGACUUCAGUGUUUUUAAUGCAACUAUUUGUAACAAAAUCAUCAUGUUCUCAAACUGUUUUCUAUUUUAAGCAUUUUAACAGACUGAAGUUUCAUUUCACUCAACACUGCUGCAGCUUUUGUUUUAUUAUUGAUGUUAAUUUAAAAGACAAAAGCACAAAUUACAGAAGAAUCCAGUGAAAUAAUGUUGUUUGGUGUGAGUUAUUUUUGCAGUGUAACUCCUGCAGCAAACAGAAAAUGUCAAAAAAAAAAAAAAUGUAAUAAUGAUGUCUCAUUAUAAAGGUCAGAGGUCAGCCGCUCACCUGCAGCAGGCAGGGAUUCAGUGCCUUGCUUGAGGACACUUCAGCAGGUUCUGUGUGUGUGCGUGUGUGUGUGUUUGAAUCCCUCCCUCCCUUAAAGGAUCUUCGACAUCAUGUUUCAGACACUUAAAAAGCGUUAGACUGUUAAUUUAUUUUUCUAGCAUCUCUGCACAAGUGCUAUUAGCUUCUAGACCUAAGAGAGGGGGCGACCUGUAGCCGUUAAAGACCAGAAUUCACAGGCCUGAACAGACCUUAUCUCAUCACUCUGAUUAGCUUUAACAUAGCUUGUGGAUCUGUGGAUCAGUAGCUGUUGCCUAAAAACAAAAAAGAGUUAAAACUAGUGUAGCCGGUAAUGCCUUUGGAUUAGAAACUCCUGCUGUAAAACUGCCUUAAACUCAACUGAUCUGAUUGUUUUUUGAUGACUUAUUUAUCACUGGCUGGGUAUGAUACAGUUAUUUUCUACAAAGCCUUCUGUAUUACCACUAUACAGUAUAUCUAACUCAUUUUUUUCUAUUUAUUUAUGUAUUUAUUAAAUUAUUUGUGUAAAUUAUUGCUGUGUGUGGUCAAACCUGUGAUCUGUUGCUGUGUCUUUUCAUGAUGUAGCCAAAUUGUUUUUAUUUUUCUUUAACUUAUAUUAAAAUGGUGUGAGGACGGUGCGUUCAAGUGACAUUAUAGCAAUCAACGACUUCUAUCAGCCGCUCUUGAAUAAUAACUGAAUGCAAUCAUGAUUUUAUUUAUAUUGAAUUUUUCGUUAUGGUUUCUUUGUUACCCAUAGCUCUUAUACUGCUUUGGAUGUUUCUGCAGUAUUUUGCUAAAUGUCCAAAAAAUAAUAAAAACCAAACUGAGAAA